Molecule: messenger RNA, 1790 nt
Organism: Suhomyces tanzawaensis NRRL Y-17324
Lineage: Eukaryota; Fungi; Ascomycota; Pichiomycetes; Serinales; Debaryomycetaceae
Gene: MNN2
Product: Mnn2p
Exons: 1
Coding region: 210-1733 (507 amino acids)
Biological process (GO): mannan biosynthetic process
Cellular component (GO): Golgi apparatus
Molecular function (GO): alpha-1,2-mannosyltransferase activity
Source: RefSeq, a predicted model, not a curated record
ACAAGCUCAAGUUCCUAAUCGGAGUGUUCGCAGCUCUUGUAACCGUUCAUUUCCUCUUUGCCAACUACAGAGAUGGGAGCAUCUCAACUCCUGGCGGAGAAGGUUCACUGAAAAGUAAUACCGGCUCAAGCUCAGGGUCCCUGAAGGAAGCAGGUGCUAGCGGUGAAGUUCUCAAGUCCAUCCGUGACUACACCGUGUUUUUCAAUGGAAUGGAAGACUAUGCGAUCAAAUCUGGUUCUAUUAAGGGCAAAUACAUCCAGGAGAAAGAUGGUCAAGCCAAGGAAGUGUUUUCAGGCGACGAAAGCUUUUUGUUCUCCAAGGAAUAUUUGGCUGGUAGGUUGGACAUCAGUGAUGCACUUUUCGAGGAACUCAAAGACUCUCAUACCAAGUAUGUUGAUAGCCACAUUAACAAGCUUAUCGAAAAUUACGGGGUCGAUACUUUCGGAAACGUGUUGAAAUCGGACCCCGAAUGGAGCAACUACCAGGGAAGCUCUGGUUACGUUAUGAUCGGUGGUGGCAAAUACAGUUGGUUGUCCUACUUGGUUAUUAAGCAGAUCAGAAAGACUGGCGCCAAGCUUCCAAUUGAGUUAUUUAUCGCGUCGCAAGACGAGUACGAGAAAGAUUUCUGUGAAACUUUGUUGCCAAAGUUGAACGCAAGAUGUAAUGUUUUCGAUGGCAAGUUGGCAAAAGAGUUAAACGAGAAGUUUGGAAUCGGUGGCUACCAAUACAAGAUGCUUGCACUUUUGAGCUCAAAGUUUGAAAACGUGUUGUAUAUUGACUCUGAUAACUUUCCAACCACCGAUAUCGAUUACUUGUUCGAUUCUAAAACGUACACCGAGACCAACUUGGUGAUCUGGCCGGACGCAUGGGCAAGAACAACCAAUCCAAAGUUCUAUGAAAUUGCCGGAAUCGAUGUGAAAGAAAAGAAGAUCAGAUACAACAAUUACGAUCGCAAGCAGGCCGAAAAAGCUGGAGCUAUGGGUCCUAGGCCGCUUAGUCAAUAUACAUUCAAGGAGUCCGCUUUCCAUACAUUCGAAGGCACUUUGCCAGAUCCUGCUUCGGAAACAGGCAUGCUUAUGAUCAACAAAACAUCACACUUGAAGACCUUGCUUUUAUGCUUAUACUAUAACGUGUUUGGUCCAGACUACUAUUAUCCAUUAUUCACUCAGGGGUCAGCUGGUGAAGGUGACAAGGAAACUUUUAUUGGAGCUGCACAUGUGAUGGGUGAACCUUGGUUCCAAACGCUUAAACAAUUCUCGUGGGUGGGUUACUUCAAGGAAAAUGAAGGAGGAUUUACCUCAAAGUCAUUAGGUCAUUUUGACCCAGAUCAAUCCAAAUUUAAUACUGAACAAGAGGAAGAGAUUGAUUUAAUUUUCAUGCAUUUGUCGUACCCCAAGUAUUACCCCGACUGGUUAUGGAACAACCAUGAGCUUGUCUACGAGAAAAGCGGUAACCACAUCAGAAUGUACGAGUCAAUGUACGAAAAUGUGGGAUACGACUUUGAUCUUAGGGUGAUGCAGCUUUUCACCCAAGCAUUGUGUCCUAACUACUACGAUAGCGAUGGCAAUGCUAUCGAUGGCUCUGACGCCACCAAGUCUGAAUACAUGUUCAAGUACUUGAAAUAUAUUGAACAGGAUGACAAGAAGUAUACUCAGUGGUGUACUGAUCUUUUCAUACCCCACUUGAAGUGGUUGAAGGAAACGACAAAGUACAAGGAGAACAUGAGUUUAUAGAAUCCUAGGAAAUAAUACGUGUCGGAAUCUACAUUUAUUAGUCAUAAGUGUAUGUUU